This is a messenger RNA of Bolinopsis microptera, 1933 nucleotides long. Its product is annotated as T-box transcription factor TBX10-like. Gene Ontology annotation, cellular component: nucleus. Gene Ontology annotation, biological process: positive regulation of DNA-templated transcription; cell fate specification; regulation of transcription by RNA polymerase II. Gene Ontology annotation, molecular function: DNA-binding transcription factor activity, RNA polymerase II-specific; RNA polymerase II cis-regulatory region sequence-specific DNA binding. The coding region runs from base 59 to 1456 and encodes 465 amino acids. NCBI's taxonomy places the organism in Eukaryota, Metazoa, Ctenophora, Tentaculata, Lobata, Bolinopsidae. The transcript has 10 exons. The record is from RefSeq and is a predicted model, not a curated record.
UUUUAGGACUCGGUCCUAACGAUGUCAUUCCCUUUAGAAAGAGCACUAGUUUUGCUGGAUGUCCAUGGUAGCCCUACUCAACGCUUCAAUGGAGGCUUAUGAUCCCAGCAGGUUAUCUACACGUGCCAACGCCUUCUCAGUCGAGUCCCUCGUUAAUAGCGAGGAGUUCAACGGCUACACCACGCAACCAGCAGCUUUCGAAACAUGUGCGGGCCCGGGGACCCCACGACAGUACCAGGAAUAUUACUCCCCAGAACAGACCCCCGACCAGCAGCAGCAACAACAACAACAACCCAGCAACCCGACCACAGAGAUAAAGCAGGAACUUCCAACUCAUCCUCUCCUCGCUAACGUAUCCAUCCACCUCGACGCUAAGGACCUCUGGGACCAGUUCCACAUCAUUGGGACGGAAAUGAUCGUGACUAAAGCGGGAAGGAGAAUGUUCCCUACGAUAAAAGUAUCCGUGUUUGGAUUGGACCCUCACACCAAAUAUCAUAUGCUAAUGGAUAUAGCUCCUCUAGAUGACAAGCGUUACAAAUACGCUUAUCACAGUUCGAGAUGGACAGUGGCAGGGAAGGGAGAUCCCCCGGUACCAGGGAGAAACUACGUUCACCCGGACUCCCCUGCUUCCGGAGCUCACUGGAUGAAGCAGACUGUUAGCUUCGACAAGGUCAAACUAACCAACAACGACAUGGAUAAAAACGGACAUAUAGUCCUAAACUCGAUGCACCGCUACCAACCCCGCAUUCACAUCAUGGUAGCCCAAGGACAACACAAACCCACAUCUAUCAACGACGGGCCCGUGAAGACGUUUGUGUUUGAGGAGACUCAGUUUACAGCAGUGACAGCUUAUCAGAACCAGCAGAUAACUAGACUCAAGAUCGAGAGCAAUCCUUUCGCUAAGGGAUUCAGGGACGCUCGAAUGCAGCAUAGGAGCAUGCUGAUGUGGGAGAGCGCAGACCUUUCGGAUUGUGCACCCACCCUUGCUACCUGGCCUCUUAUUAACAGGAACUCGAAUCCAGUUCUGUGCAGAGAGGAAAUGAACCUGCUCCUACAGUCGUACGGUGAGAAUCAGGCCUGUUCCAGAGUCACUACUAAUCCUUACUCCCACGCUCUCACUUCAACUACGAGUACAGGUGGACUCUUGCGGUACCCUAGUGAUCUGAUAAAUAGUGCCGGAUACUUCCACUCUCCUUUAACACCCUCCUUCCCUCACUCCUCCUUUCCUCAGAUAAUUACGUCGGAGAGUGCAGAGUCACCACCAGCCCCUGCAGUCACCCCCUUCCCUUACGAUCCUAACUACCCUUCUGUCUAUCCGGCUCCCUCGUCCCCGUAUUUCGUGCAGACACCCGCUAUGUCGGAGUCAUCCAGUGGGGCUGCACAUUCAAGUAGCGACACUCAGCAAAGACCCGAGUAUUCUCUAAUGUUCCAGUAUCCUGGCAACGGCGGACAAUGAGGUCCCCGCGCCUGCAGCUCCACGUGCAGGCGCGCGCGAUACGUACUGCUAUAUACGUGGGAUACUAUGUAACUCUCAACUGGAAGUUGUUCUUUAGGGAAAUGAUCACCAUGCGCACCUUUAGCCUGGGUGUUUUGGGCUUAAAAAUUAUGAGGCAGAAUCACGUGAUGUAGUGUCACACACGUGACGUCACACUUCGUGGCCUGACGUCAUAUCACGUGACAACAAGCUAAAGAUGUUACAGAAAGUGAGAUAUAAGUGGGUAGAAGUCUCAGUGAAGCUCCAUGACUUCCAGAGCUGUUCAUAUGGGCAUACAAGUCGUGAGAUUGAACCCACGGUAACCAGAACUUAUAAACUGUAACCAUAGCAACCGCCAUGGUAACCAUGGUACAAGAACUCGAGAACCAGAGCGUAGAAGUGUGAGGAUGUUAUUUAAACUUUUUUAUUCUUAAUUAUUUACAAAUGGUCGGUUCUAAC